UUUUCUAGUAUCUUUGACAGAAAAGGGAGAUUUGAGAUCGGUCUGUAAUUAACUAGAUCUUUGGGGUCAAGUUGUCCCAAAAUUGAACAGCAGCUGCUUCAAAUAAUGAUGCACUCUGGACCUAUAGUAUGUGCAUUAAUAUAUCGACCUCCCAAACCAAACAAGGACUUUAUUCAGCAAUUAGCUGACUUUGUGAGUGGACUUUUACCCAUGUAUAAUGGAGUUUUAAUUUUGGAGGAAUUUAACAUCCAUGUCUGUUGCCCAUCUGAUACUUUGGCAAAAGAUUGUUUAAAUCUUGUUGAUUCUUUUCAUUUAUUGCAACAUGUACAUGUGGACCAGACAUGUUCACAAGUCUCUGAGGUCCAAGUCCAAGUCACGUCUCAAGUCUUUGUUCUAUUUAUUAGUAACAGUUCUUUCCGCUAGGAAUUGAGGCUUUGAAAUACUGAUUUCACAAUAUGAUUUUCUCAGAAAAAAACUUUAAGAUAAAUUGGAAAUGAAAAGGUGUCAAUUUAUUGUCAGACAAAAUGCUGCACAUUUCUUUGUAAAAUUGAAAUGUGUCAAACAACAAAACUAAAUUGAAAUUUUAAAACAAACCCCAAUCAAAUAAAUAACACCAAUAAAAGAAAUCUCAUAUAAACAAACUAAGGCUUUGUCUGUGCUCUUUUUCAAUUUAAAAUUAGAAGCAACCGCUGUAUUUUAAACACAACACAAUCCAAACAGAGGUUGCAUACAAUUUCGAAAUUUGAAGCAAAAACAAAAUGGUCUGACUUUAUUUUUGUGAAACUAUUCUACGUAAAACAUCUGCACGAAGCGAAACAGCAGACGAGCUGAAUUAGAAAGCAAAUGCACUCUCUGUCAGCAGUUGGCGCUUGAACAUCAAUUAAACAUUGUUUCCUUGGUUGUAAACAAAGCAGCGCUGCGGUUAUGAACACUACUUUAAUAUGCAGUAUACAGAGGCAAGAUGAGAAGAAAAUACCAUCUACGCUUUUCUAAAGACAGCCAGUCCCCCUCAGAGAUACAUUCAUAUAAACUCCCAAACCAAAUGACUUGCAUUUUUUACGAGUCUCACGAGUCAACGCUCUGUUUUAAUAGUGCUUAAUAAAUAAAUAAACUGAAACUAAAGUGAACUGUUUUGAAUUGUCCUCACCAUGCACUUCACCCCAGUCAGUGACGUCUUUUGACAACACAUUUCUGGAACGUUAGGCAAGACUCUAAAAAAUGGAUCUUUACCACCAUAAAGUAAUGUCACGCUGAGCAAAGGAUGACUAACUGGCAACAUCGUAACAACAUACUUUUUUACACAACAUGUUUGCUGGGUUAUAGCUAAAGACAUCUGUUUCCAGGUGAGGAAUUUUAUCAAAUAAAUUCACAUGAAGUCAUGAGAAAAUGUUUUUUUUUUUUAGAAAGAUGGUUAAUAACAGGUGGAUAAACAAUAUAUAUUAAGGGGUGUGGCCGAGAAAGACUGCGUGAAAUGGGCAGAAAGCUGAACAGAGCAGCUGAUUAUGCUGUUCCAUGUGCAAAUGUCUAUGAAAACAGAUCGGUACAGUAAAAUACAGUCAUAUUUUAAAAAUCUUUAGGCCAUUGCAGUGUCACCAGACGCUAUCAUAUUUAAAGCCCCCUUAAAUCACAGCUUAAUACUGUAUAUGGUUUAAAAAAUUCUGUUCUGACAUUGAGGUUUAUAUAUAUAUAUAUAUAUAUAUAUUUUUUUUUUUUUUUUUUACUUUCAUAAUAUUUGGUGGAGAUGGGGCACCACCAGCAGCAGCCUGGUCACAUGUUUUCCAGUAUGCGGUUGCUGAUUUUGAAAGUGAAACUAAGAGUGAAACUGCACAUUGCUCAGUCAACAGGAGGAGCUCAAAUCAGCCACAGAGAAUAACCAGAGACAUACUGAGAGCCCAGGAACGUCCCCUAACUCACUCUAGACCAAUCAGCAUCGAGAGUCUGGACCUGAAGGUGUGUUUAAGAAACAUGGGUAGAAUAUCAGGAAGCUGUAGACAACUCAGACUGAAGUUAGACUGGAGUGAACUAAAGCAAACAGGAAGUGAAAUGUGCUCGGGUCUCCAGUGGCCAUGGACAAACCAGUGUGCUUGAUUGACACGGCGUCUGAUGGGAAGCUGUGUGUCCAGCAGUCAGCGUUGCAGGUUCUGGAGCAGAUCCAGCAGCCCGUGGUGGUGGUGGCCGUGGUGGGUCUCUACCGCACCGGGAAGUCCUACCUGAUGAACCGACUGGCAGGGCAGCAAACAGGGUUUGCACUGGGCAGCACAAUCGAGUCCAAGACGAAGGGCAUCUGGAUGUGGUGCGUGCCUCACCCCACUAAAGCAGAAACCACUCUGGUGCUGCUGGACACCGAGGGACUCGGGGACGUGGACAAGGGCGACUCAAAGCAUGACACCAGGAUCUUCUCUUUGGCUGUCCUUCUGAGCAGCACUCUAGUCCUGAACAGUCGAGGAACUAUUGACAACAGGGCUAUAGAGGAACUGCAAUAUGUGACUGAGCUGACAGAGUACAUCAAGAUCAAGUCACCUGAUGAAGUUGUAGAUGACGGAGAGUUUGUCAAGUUCUUCCCCAGUUUCAUCUGGGCUGUGAGGGACUUCACUCUGCAGCUAAACAUCGAUGGGAAAGACACAACAGAGGAUGAAUACCUAGAGUUUGCUCUGAAGCUCAAACUAGGUAACUCGAUUCAUGUGAACAAUUACAACCUUCCAAGAGAGUGCAUUCGCAAAUACUUCCCAUCUCGGAAAUGUUUCACCUUCCCAUUCCCAACCAAUCCAGACAAUGUCUCUUAUCUGGAGACAUUGGACCCAGCUGAGAUUUCAAAACGAUUCUUGGAGGUCACGGAUCGUUUCUGCCAGUUUAUCUUUGACCAGAGCCAAGUGAAGAAUCUGAAAGAUGGGUACACGGUCACCGGUAGAGUUCUGGGUCAUCUUGUAAAAACAUACGUAGACACGAUCUCUAGUGGAGCCGUGCCGUGUCUGGAGAAUGCUGUGAUCGCCAUGGCAACGAUUGAGAACGAGGCUGCAUUUCAGGAGGGGCUUGAGGUGUACCAGAGUGGAAUGGAGAAGCUGAAGAACUCCUUUCCUCUGGAACUGAAUGAAAUCACCUCAGAACACCAAUGCUUCAGUCUCAUGGCAACACAGACCUUCAUGAAACGCUCCUUCAAGGACAGUGAUGGGAAGUACUUGACAUCUUUAGAGGAAGCCAUCAGUCAUCAGUUUGACCGGUAUCUCUGGGACAAUGAGAAGGCCUCCGAGGCAAAAUGUGAAAGUCUUCUAUCAGUUCUCUCUGAACCAAUGACAGAGAGGAUCAAUCAAGGAUUUUAUGCCAAAGCUGGUGGGUACGAUCUCUUCUGCCAGGACCUGGAGGACAUUGUGAAUCAGUACAAUACACUGGCCUGUCAAGAAGUCAAGAUUGCCGAGGUGUUGGAGAAAUUUCUACAGCAAAAGGUUGCAGUUACCACAGCCAUUCUGCAGGCUGAUGACAAACUAACCGAAAAUGAAAGAAGGAUUUGUGAGGAGAGAGAGAGGGCAGUCCUUCUGGAACAGGAGAUUAAGGCCCAGGAAGAGAGGCAGCGUCAGCUGGAGGAGAAGAUGAAGAUUGAAGAACAGAAUAAUGAGGAGAGGGUGAGACAGGUCAUACAGAUGAUGGAAAAGGAUAUGUUCGUCCAGCAGCAGGAGACGGAGCGCGCCAUGGACAGUAAGCUGAGGGAACAGACUGCCCUGCUGGAUAAGGGCUUUCAAGAGAAAGCUAACAAAAUGGCCAGCGAGAUAGAGGAGUUAAAGAGGAAGAAUAAAGAGGUAGAGGAUAGGAAGUCCAGAGAGUUCGCAAAGAUGAUAGCAGAUCAGGAGCAAAGAAAUGCACAGAACAUGGAAGUGCUGAGGCAACAGCACAGACAGCAGAUGGAUGCAAUUAACAGCAGACCGAGACCGAGGCCUGCAUCUCGAUCCUGUUCUAUACAGUGAAAUGUGUUGACAGUCGUAGUGCACUGCUUUUACAGAACUCUGAAUUCAUAACUACUAUAAUCUCACUGAAAACAAUGUGUAUUUCAUUGUUUUUACAGAAAAUCCUCACAUGUAACCCCCUUUGCAAUCGUUUUCACAAACAUUUUCAUAACUAAUUUACUUACACAUUACCGAUUUGACAGAUUUGAUCACUGGUCAUUGUUAAGGGAGGAAGGUGGGAAUGAUUCCUAGGGCACCUAGUGAACAUCACAUAAUGAUUAAUAGAUCAUUAAUUAACAUAAAAUGCUUACAAAUGUUAAUAAGCUUUCAAAUUAUACAGUAUAUGAUCAUGCACUUUAUAACAAUAUACAAAUGAUUUUAACAGAUGUUAUACACCGAUUAACAGCUUAUUUAUUAGUGUGCAUUUGAAUGCUUGCAAAUGUAAUUAAACUGGUUGCUUAAACUGAUUAAAAUAAAUUACAGAUAUUCUAAUGCACUUUUUACAUUUGCAAAUAUUCUAUCAAUGUCAGUAAAUUUAAGCUCUUUUCAACACUAUUCAUGUUGACAUGUGAUUAAUUAACUCAUAACCACAGUCUGUAAAGUCAUGUCAAUGACGUACAAAUCGCAUGAAAUGCGACAUGGCCGUUCAGACUGAAGUCGCAUUGCGAAACAUCAGAUAUGUAUCUGAUUUAGGACCACAUAUGAAAGUGGCCUGGGCCUGAUUCGAAAAAAUCGGGAUUUGUGCUGUUCAGACUGUCAUAAGAAAAUCAGAUAUGGGUCACAUUUGGGCAAAAAGUCAGAUAUGGGCCACUUUAGCCUGCAGUGUGAACCUAGUCUUAGUAUCAUUAAGUAUUCUUUAUAGUGCUCAAUUGUUAUGCUUUUUAACCUUGCUCUUUUUAUAUCACUGUAAAGUAACUGCUCAAACGUUACAUUAUUUUGAUAAAUGAACAAGUACUGUCUUUCUUUUUUGGAUUUUUUUCUUUAUGUUGAUGUGUGAUGAAAGGAAUAUCCUCUGUUUAAGGAUAUUGUCUACUAUGAGUAUUAAGGCAAUAAAACAUGUUUUGCACCAAAAUGACUUUUAUGUGGGCUUAGUUGUUGUUGUUUUUAUGUCUUUAGCAAGAAUAUACUGUAAAUACUCUUUGAUCAAACUUUACUCAAAUUUUGCUACAGUCGCUAAAAGUCCAGCUCUCAUAAAGGUCCUUAAGCUAACACUUAUUUUAAGGGUAGUUAAGCAUUAACACAGCGUUUCUUACAGUUUCCUAUUUAGCUCCCAAACUCUGGAACAGUCUACCUAACACUGUUCGGGAGGCAGACACACUCUGUCAGUUUAAAUCUAGAUUAAAGACACAUCUCUUUAGCCUGGCUUACACAUAACACACUAAUACGCUUCUAUUAUUCAAAUCUGUUAAAGGAUUGUUAGGCUGCAUUAAUUAGAUCAACCGGAACCGGGAACAUAAUGCUUUUGCAUUAUUGACAAACUAUUUUCCUAUUUAAUACUGUAAAGCUGCUUUGACACAAUCUUGUUAAAGCACUAUAUAAAUAAAGGUGACUUGACUAAACAGC
Molecule: messenger RNA, 5498 nt
Organism: Onychostoma macrolepis
Lineage: Eukaryota; Metazoa; Chordata; Actinopteri; Cypriniformes; Cyprinidae
Product: guanylate-binding protein 4-like
Exons: 10
Coding region: 2067-3956 (629 amino acids)
Molecular function (GO): GTP binding; GTPase activity
Source: RefSeq, a predicted model, not a curated record